AUGGCAAUGACUACCACUGCCCAUGAGAUCAAAUCUUCCAAUAUCUCAGCCGAAAGAAUGUUCAAUGCUGUGAUCCUGGAAGCCAACACCACCUACACAACCGUCUUUCCUCAAAUGGUCAAGACUAUCGAGACCAUCCAAGGCGACGGAGGCCCCGGAACGAUAUUCGAAAUCGCCUUCAUUGAUAGUGGUAAACGUUUCCUCUUUCGCUAA
Molecule: messenger RNA, 213 nt
Organism: Linum tenue
Lineage: Eukaryota; Viridiplantae; Streptophyta; Magnoliopsida; Malpighiales; Linaceae
Source: the annotation of a GenBank genome assembly